AUGUUCUUAUCUUUUCCGAAAUUAUUAAAGAGCAGCUGUAGCACCUUAUCAUCUAUAUCAGUGCAUCAUCCACGUCUAAAAGCAUGCCGUUUUUUCACCAACGAUCCACCAGAGUUAGAUUUCGAUGAUAAAGCUCUUGCACAGCUAUUAAAACCUUAUUUACGCCGAUCACCACAAGCUUUGUUUGGUAAAAAACGAAUUGGUUCUGUGGAGUUGCCACUAUGGUUAGAUAACGGGGUAAAGGAAAUGAUUAAAGAAUACGAUAAAGAUUUAAUACGCGUCGAUGCAUCAAGAAUUUAUGAUUCGCUUCGAUCCACGACUGGUCUCGUGCCAAAUAUAGAAAAAUCACCAUACAAAGAUCCGCUUUAUGGGCCAUGCCAAUCUGCUGUGAGAACUUUUAAAAAGGCAGCAAAGGAAUCUCCAUUGAAGCCUCACCUACUCACCUACGGAACACGUGAAUCGAUGGCUUAUUUAGUUGGGUAUAUGCCAAUUGCAUAUGGUCCAAUCUUUAAUGUUCUUGCAGAAUUGCAGAGACGAAUACCAGAUUUUAAGCCGAAACGUGUUUUAGAUUUUGGGACAGGUCCUGGGACAGCUAUUUGGGCGACUCAACAAGUUUGGCAAAAUGAUCCUGAGAUUUUUGUUGGUAUUGAUAAGUCUCAUUCAAUGUUAGCCAUCGCAAAUUCGCUUUUAUCGAUGCAACCAGCUACUGAUCAAUCACAAAAAGUUGUCUUUAGACGAUUUUUGGAAUAUAAUCCUGCAGCAACCAAAUACGAUCUCGUAAUUAGUGCAUUCUCAUUAAAUGAACUUAGCGAGAAUGCAAGGAGAACAACGCUGGAUUCAAUGUGGAAAUUAACGCGAGAUAUUUUGGUACUAAUAGAAAGAGGAACUCCAGCAGGAUUCGACACCAUUGCAAAAGCACGUCAAACAAUCUUACAAGAAUCCAAUAAUCAACUUGUUGUCGUUGAACAAAAUAACUUGUCGUCGUCAGCUUAUAUAGUUGAACGAGAUGCGGCAAUAAAUGAACCAAAGGAAACCACGGAAGAAUUAAAUGGUGCGCAUGUUGUUGCCCCUUGUCCACAUGACGGGAUAUGUCCAUUGAUGGCUUCGAGAAAUUGGUGCCAUUUUUCACAGCGGAUACAAAGACCUUCAUAUCUUAUGAGAACCAAAAAAUCAAAAUUCAAUCUCGAAGAUUCAAUGUACUCUUAUGUCAUUCUACGAAAAGGAAUUCGUCCAGAAUACAACUUUUCGAGGCAUCUCGGAGAUCCAAAGUCGACUUUACAUAGUCAUGAAUAUUUUACUAUCCAAGAAUUAAAGGAUAAUGCCUAUCACUGGUCACGUCUCAUACUGCCACCAAUAAAACGAAAAGGUCAUAUUGUCAUGGAUGUAUGCCACAAAAAAGGUUUCAUCGAACGCUGUGUCAUCCCAAAAUCUCAAGGUAAAAUUGAGUAUCGUGAUGCCAAAAAAUCAAUGUGGGGGGAUUUAUUUCCUCACCGUCCCAAGAAUCCUGGUGUUCAACGAUUGGGUGUGAUCACUUCUGGUGAUCGUGAUGCCGAUGAAAAAGCGAUGCUUGCUAUGAAGAAAAAGGGUGGCGCUAAUAAGGUUUUAGGGGGAAAAAGUCAGCAACAGCUAUUGAAAUCUAUUGAAAACAAAGAUAAUGAUGAUCAUAAAUUGAUUCCUAACCAAGUUAAUAACAUGUCGUUGAAAAAGCUAAAACAAAUUAAUUAG
Ambispora leptoticha is the source of this 1725-nucleotide messenger RNA. Lineage: Eukaryota; Fungi; Glomeromycota; Glomeromycetes; Archaeosporales; Ambisporaceae. The record is from the annotation of a GenBank genome assembly.